AGUUGUCUCGAACACCAACAGGUGUUAAAAACGUGUCUGAAAACGUAGAGCGGUUAGCGAAAUACAAAUCAAUCGGUAAAUACUAUUCCAAAGCAAAUAGAGGUGAUAUAUAUGUACAUACAUACGUACAAAUAUACACACUACCCAUACGGACUAAGCACAGACAAACAGUGAAGAUUUUGUUUUUUAGCAACGAAUUCAACUGAUUUGAGUUUUGUGAAUUUUUAGUAAUUUGUUUAGAAAAAAAACAAAAAUAUAUUGUAUAUAAAAAUUAUUUAAAGACCAGCUUUUACCGAAAAGAGAAAACAUUUUUUCAGCUUUCCUAAAAAAUUUACGUCGUUUGAAAACGCAAAUACUCAAAAGAGGAUAUAAUACAUAAAUACAUCGCAGCAGCAGCUCGAAAAAACAUUAUAAUUUCAAGCCUGCCUUUGCCAAACGGCCUAUAGAUAAAAAAUAAUCGAGCGAGCAUACUUUGCAAUCUCUCUCACCAUGGGUAACCAGCAGGCACUGGUGUUCCUAGUGCUCAUCGCACUGAGUGCAUUUCAGUUGACACUCACCAGCACAUUGCAUUCGGCCGAAGAAUCGUUGUAUGAGGAGAAUAACAUCUUGAAUGAUGUAGCCAAGGAGGAUACGCUAGACUGGGAGCAUUCGAUAGAGCAUGGCAUCCGCAUUUCCACACCCAAAGUGAAGGAGAUACCGAUCAGCUCGACAACGGCCACUGAAACGGCGCGCACAACAGGCGGCGUAGCGACGGCGGCAAAGCAUGCCAAAAAAUCGGCCACAAAAACAAUGUCUACGGCUGCGACACAUCCACAGUUGAGCGAUGAUGCGAUCAACACACUGAUCGAAGAAACUGAACAUGCCGAACAUCGGCAGCUGAACGAUGAGACGCUCAACGAUCUGAUUGAAGCAUCCAAACAUAGCGCCGCACUUGCCGAUGAUCCAAGAUUCAAUAAAUUGUUGCCCAAUAAAUUCAAGUCGGAGAACUCCACCGCCACGACUAACAAAAGUGAGGAGAAUUACUAUGAUUAUGACUCCGAUGAUUACGACGAUGAGUACAGCUAUGACGAUGAGCUGGUUAAUACAGAGUCUGCGCAGAAGGUGAAAACCAGCACAACCGCCAAGCCAAGGGGCGAAAUGAAUGCAGCAGCGAAGAAUAGCAAGAAGGUGGAAAUGAAACCGAUCAAGGAAGAAAAACUGUCAUCUUCCAAGUCAAAGGAUACCCAAACGGCUGAUAGCAAUAAGGAGCAGAGUGUGAAGAAAAUCGAAGACUUGGACGAAGAUGACUAUGAUGAUGAUGACGACGACGACGAAGAUGGUAACGAAGACGACGAUAUUACCGAUGAUGAAGAGAUUGUGUUCAAUCAGAAUGUGCCUUGCCCAAGGUACUGUGUCUGCGCACGCAAUGUUAACAGUUAUUUGGUAGCGACUUGCAGCAGAUUUGAUCCUGAAACACAGAAAUUCGGUUCGGAUAUUACCGAUCUGAUCGUGACCGAUGUCGGACCGAAAUAUCCCAUAUUAUUGGGCCCAGAAUUCUUCCUGCAAAUGGGUUUGAAAUAUGUGUCUUCGAUUAAAAUUUCGAAUUGCACCAUUGAAUUCCUGCAUCCGGAUGCUUUCCAUGGCUUGGACGAACUGUACUCGGUGAAUUUGACAAAUGUUGGUUUGGCUGUCAUUAAUCCCAACACUUUCUCCAAGAAUAAGAAAUUGCGACUGCUGACCAUAUCAGGCAACGAUUUGAGUGUAAUGUCCAAUGUGCACUUCCUUUUAAAUUCCUCGAGCAUUGAGGAGCUGGAUCUGUCACGUAACAAUUUAAUGGAGCUGCACCCACAAGCAUUCUCUCAACUCUCCAAUGUUGUGUACAUCAAUCUAUCGCAGAAUAACUUGCAGAAGAUUCCCGAACAUGUCUUCGAUUCCGUAGAGACCAUCGAGGAAUUGGAUCUGUCGUACAACGCCUUAAAAUCUCUACCAUCCACUGCCUUCAAUCGCACUGCACUUGCCAUUUUGCAUCUAAAAUACAACUCCAUUACCGGCGACUUGCACUUUGGCACUGGCGAUCUGCAACAACUUGACUUGAGCUUCAAUAAUAUGAAACACAUCCAUCAUGGCAUGUUCGAUAGAAUGACUGGCCUCACUAACCUCAACCUCAAGGGUAAUGGUAUUUCAUCGAUCCAGCCGGAUUCCUUUUUGGCGCUCAAGAGUCUGCGUCACAUUGAUUUGUCCAUCAAUGACUUGGAUCAGAUCAAUAGCAUGGUCUUCUUUAAGAAUUCCGAAUUGGAUGUCAUACGCCUGAACGACAAUCCACGUCUGAGUCAGCUGCCUACUGAUGGUUUCCACAGCCAUAGUGGCUUCUUUACCGUUUACUUUUUGGACAUAUCGAAUUGCGCUAUUGGCGCACUUGGCCACAAAACUUUCUCGACAUUACCACAUUUGGCGACAUUGAAGCUCGCCUGGAACAACAUUAACAACUUGGAACGCGACACUUUUGCCAGCCUCACCAAGUUGACCGAACUGGAUUUGAGCAACAAUCUGAUCGCCCGUUUGGAUGAGCUACUCUUCAUGAACAACAACGAAUUGACAAAAUUGAAUUUAGCCGGCAACCCAAUACGCAAACUCUCAGUGCGUCUAUUCAUGCCGCUGGGAAAACUGCGCGAAUUAGACGUUAGUGACUGUGAACUGGCUUCGCUACUCUCCGAAAACCAAUAUGGCAUGGGUCGUAAAUACAAAUUCUAUGACACUCUGCGAAGCUUCAAUGCCUCCUCCAAUCAAAUCAAACGCGUAUCUUCCGGUGAUGUGCGCAGCUUCAAGAACCUACGCACCUUAGACAUCUCACACAAUCCACUCAAGUGCAACGAAGACUUCCAAGACUUCAUCAGCUACGUUUCGCUCACGCCCAACUUGGGCACCAACAAGCUGCCAACACUUGCCAACCUUGACGGGGACACCAGUUUCGUUGAUUACCAACCACAGGCCGACUGGGCAGCGCUAGCGCAUGAAGUGUGCCGCCACCAAGAAGGCACAACAAUCAAGACCAAGCAAAAGAGUUUGGAAAAACGCAUCGAACAGGUGGAUAAGGUAUUGGACAACGAUGCGAAGAGCUUGUGGAAGAUCGUGGAGAACACCAAGAGCUACAAACACAAGAUACUAAAGGACACAGAUAAGAGCGAGGUGGUAAUUGCGGGCGGUUUGGAUGAAGCGAGUGCGGAAGAGGAAGAGAACAACGCUGAAGAGGAUAAGGACGAUGAAGAGGAUGAGAAUGAUAGCGAGUACGAUGAUGAUGAUGAAGACGAUGAGGAUGACGAGGAUGACGAUGAAGACGACAAUAACAAGAAGAACAACAACAAUAACGAGGAAGCGGAAGCGGAAAAGAAGAUUGACAUCACCAAGCUGCACGACUUUGGCAUGCAUGUGGAAGAAGUGGAUCUGCACAAAGAAACCAAAGACCAAUUCUUGUUGAACAAAUUCCUGCUUAAUGGCGAUGAAUCGAAUGAAAGCAACGCCGAUGAGGAAAUCAUCAUUGAACGUGGCCACGUCUACUAUGUAGGCUACAAAUUCCUGCUACCCGUUAUAGUGAUCGUUACGUGCCUGUUAAUGCUGUUGAUUGUCAUAGCCAAGAUUGUAACGGUUGUGGUGCGCAAACGGGGCGAGCGUUAUCGCAUGGCGCUAUUGGCUUCCUCCAACAACUCGAUCGUCUAUCAGAAACUCACCGAAGACAUCAAGCCGAAGGUGAAGGAACCGAAGGUGCCCAAAGUGCAUCGCUAUGCGCCAAUCAAUCAGGUCUAAAGUAGAAUUGCCACAGGCGCUAAAGGCAAAUGUGAGGGGGGGAAUAAAGUUCACACCCACAACAGCUGUUGGAAAUGGAUGCAUGAAAGUGAAAACGGGAAUGCGAGGUUGAAAGAAGAAAGAAGAAAAAAAAACAAAAACAAAAAACUCAAACACAACCAAUUGUUAUUAAAAUGUUUUAAUUUUAAGCAAAACUAAAUAUAUACAUAAAAAAUAUGAAAAAUAGUAAAAUGCAAAACACAAACAACACUAAAAAACAAAGAGACACACACACACACAAUAAACGAAAAAUGUGAAAUUUGUAAUUUUUGUAAUUUAAGGUGGGAACAAAGUAUUAAUACCGAAUUAAACUUUAAAUACAACAAAAACAUAUUUUACUUUAUUUAAACCGAUGCAGAAGCGUACUUAACUAAGCCUAACCACGCGAAAUAAGAAAAUAAAAAAUAAUAAAAAUAAUUAAGAACUACUUUUUUGCGGUUCCCAAGCACGAUUUGCAAGCAAAACACACGCCGACCGACCUACCUACCAACUAACCAACUAAGUAAAAAGCGCAAAGAAGUGAUCAAAAAAGGUGUAUGUAAUAAUAAUUGACUAGAAGAGCGCAAAACAAAAAGCCUUAUAAAAGCGUGUAAUCAACUAAUUUACAAUUAAUUUAAUUUAAAAAGAAAAACUAAUAAUAAAUUCAUAAGAGAAAGAAAGAACGCCAAACCGAUAGCCAACCCAACAACCAGCCACAAUUGCCUUGGCGUAACUCAUUUGAAAACCCAAUACUUAGUGCCAUCGUUGGAGAAUUUUUGGACACCAUUUUUUUUUCAAAAUUUAUGCUAUGCGUACAUAAAUACACAAAAAGAAAUAAUAAUAAUUACCAUCCAAGAACUGGCGUUUUUUUCUUUUUUUUUUUUGCUGUAUAGAAACAAAAAAGACAAGACACGAGCGGUAAUCCACAUUUUGGUGAAUGAGUAAAAAAUGAAGUAAAUUUUACUGUACACAAUUUAUAAAUAAAUAAUAAACAAUAAAUAAUAAAUAAUACAUAUUUACAUAUUAACUAUAAAUAUAAUGAUGAAUGUUUUCUGUAAUAUAUGUUUAAGUGAAAUCUUAUAUGAAUACCUUCGCAGCUUUUUGCUACCUUAAAAACAUUUAUACUACAAAUUCUUCCCAAACUUUUUUUUAUAUAUUAGUUCAUACAAUACAUACAUGCACACAUUCUACACACACAUGCAUACAUUCAAGUUUUCUUGCUAUGUAUUUGACUUCAAUUGCGAAAACAAUUAUUAUCUAUUCUAUUCAAGCGGAGCGCGCGCAAAGAGGAAAUUUAAAUUAUUUUUUUAACAAAAAAAAACUUUUUUGUUCUUAACGUAAUUUCGGCGUAAAUUUAAUUGGAUAAUUUUAUAAUUACAUAUAAUUUACACAGAUACAAAAACCAACAACAAAAAACAAAAUCAAUAUAUAUGUAUAACUAUUUACAAAACUUUUCUCGAAGUUAAUGUUUGUACUAUGCAGUUUGAUAGCUUCCUAAUCGAACGCAAAUUUUAUGUAUGCAAUGAGUGAAAAAUUUAAUAAAAGCUUGAUUUUCGAGAAAAGGAAAAAACAAUA
Anastrepha ludens (Mexican fruit fly) is the source of this 5373-nucleotide messenger RNA. RefSeq lists its product as uncharacterized. The transcript is spliced from 8 exons. Gene Ontology annotation, molecular function: protein binding. The coding region runs from base 490 to 3780 and encodes 1096 amino acids. Lineage: Eukaryota; Metazoa; Arthropoda; Insecta; Diptera; Tephritidae. Gene Ontology annotation, cellular component: extracellular matrix. The record is from RefSeq and is a predicted model, not a curated record.